This is a messenger RNA of Mangifera indica (mango), 1247 nucleotides long. RefSeq names its product plant intracellular Ras-group-related LRR protein 7. The coding region runs from base 218 to 1003 and encodes 261 amino acids. Gene Ontology annotation, molecular function: protein binding. The record is from RefSeq and is a predicted model, not a curated record. The transcript is spliced from 9 exons. NCBI's taxonomy places the organism in Eukaryota, Viridiplantae, Streptophyta, Magnoliopsida, Sapindales, Anacardiaceae.
AAUGGCGCUUUCGUUUCCUCAAUAGGUUGAAUAAUCAAGAGUGACCCCCACCAAAACCUCUGCAACAACGUCACCAAAUUCCUCGUGAAAAACUCCGAUUCUUUUCUCGAACACGAUCAGGCGUUUUGUUUACUUUGAGAGUUUCUGCUGCGUCUCUUUGUCUUCCUUUGCUGUCACCGUCUUCUUCAACUGAGUUAUUAAACGAACCCAACUGAGGAUGGGGUGUUGUGUGAGCAAAAAGGCCAAGUUGAAAGCCAAUCAGGUUUCACGGUGGCGGUCAACGGGCAUUGUUGCUUUACGCGACGCCAAAUUGAAGACAUUUCCAGAUGAAGUUCUUGAUCUCGAGAAAUCUGUGCGCACUCUUGACUUGACAAACAACAAAUUAGUUGAAAUUCCUUUGGAUAUCAGCAAAUUAAUCAACAUGCAGCGCCUGGCCUUAGCUGAUAAUCUUAUUGAGCAACUACCAGUGAAUUUGGGGAAACUUCAAUCUCUAAAAGUUAUGACGCUUGAUGGGAAUCAAAUUUCUUCCUUGCCUGAUGAAUUGGGCCAGCUCGUCAGGCUUGAGCAGUUAUCCAUCUUAGGAAACAUGUUAACCAGCUUGCCUGAGACUAUUGGGAGCUUGCGCAAUUUGGUUCUUUUGAAUGUAUCUUCUAAUAAGUUAAAGUCUCUUCCAGAAUCAAUUGGGAGUUGCUUCUCUUUGGAAGAAUUACAAGCAAACGAUAAUCUUAUCGAGGAUCUUCCUGCAUCAGUUUGCAAUCUCAUUCACUUAAAGUCACUUUCCUUAAACAAUAAUAACAUUAGCCAGAUACCUACUAAUCUGCUGAAGGACUGCAAGGCAUUGCAGAAUAUAUCCCUGCACAGUAACCCAAUUUCAAUGGAUCAAUUUCAGCAGAUGGAAGGAUUCCAAGAGUUUGAGGCAAGGAGAAAGAAGAAGUUCGACAAGCAAAUCGAUUCUAACGUCAUGAUCAGUUCCAAAGGCCUCGACGAGGGGGUUGAUUUAUAAUGUCAUUACAGAUGGACAUUGUGAUCAAUCUGUUUGGAGUUUGGGACAGAUAGCAUUGGUAACACAUUGAAACAAUAUAAAUGAUAGGCCUUUGGGUUUCCCUGCAAAUAUCUCACUACAAAAUUGCAUAAAAAAUAUUAAGAUUUUUUUUUUUUUUUUUAAAGGAAGCCUAUACGAACUGGGUUGUCACAUUGGACCGUAAUCAAUAUUAAUUAAUGUAAAAAUAUUUUAAUUUUGUGUGUUA